Messenger RNA from Ornithorhynchus anatinus (platypus), 1578 nucleotides. Its product is annotated as cytosolic purine 5'-nucleotidase. The record is from RefSeq and is a predicted model, not a curated record. The transcript has 14 exons. NCBI's taxonomy places the organism in Eukaryota, Metazoa, Chordata, Mammalia, Monotremata, Ornithorhynchidae. Gene Ontology annotation, molecular function: 5'-nucleotidase activity. The coding region runs from base 87 to 1172 and encodes 361 amino acids.
ACCUCUACGCCUGCCUUGUGGAUUUUUUCACCAACUGCUCCCGCUACGCUAACUGUGACACCGGCUACCAGCACGGAAAUCUCUUCAUGUCCUUCCGCAGCCUCUUCCAGGAUGUGUCUGAUGCCAUGGACAACAUCCACCAGUCGGGCUGCCUGAAGGAGAAGACGCUGGAGAACCUGGAGAAGUUUGUGGAGAAAGAUGGCCGGAUUCCCCUCCUGCUGGGCCGCAUGAAGGAGGUCGGGAAGGUGUUUCUGGCCACCAACAGCGAUUACAACUACACUGAUGCCAUCAUGACCUACCUGUUCGACUCUGGUGAAGAGCGUCAUGCAGGGACUGCACCCCGGCCCUGGAGAUCGUACUUUGACCUGGUGGUGGUGGACACGCAGAAGCCGGGCUUCUUUGCGGAGGGGACGGUCCUGAGGCAGGUUAACACGGACACGGGGAAGCUGCGCAUCGGGACCUACACAGGCCCCCACCAGCACUGUGCCGUCUACUCUGGAGGAUCUUCGGACGCCGUGUGCGAGCUGCUCGGGGUGAAGGGGAAAGACAUCCUCUACCUGGGGGACCACAUCUUUGGGGACAUCCUCAAGUCCAAGAAGCGGCAAGGUUGGCGCACCUUCCUCGUGGUGCCCGAGCUGGCACGGGAGCUGCGGGUCUGGACUCAGAGAAAUGAGUUGUUUGAGGAGCUGGGAAAGCUGGACGGGGUCCUCGCCGAGCUGUACCAGCGCAGGGACUGCAGGAGCCGGGAGCAGCCGGACAUCAGUGCUACCAAGCAGCAGAUUGAGAGAGUGACGCACGAGAUGGACCUGUGCUACGGCAGGAUGGGGAGUCUGUUCCGCCGCGGCUUCCGACAGACGCUUUUUGCCAGUCAGCUCACGCGCUACGCCGACCUCUACGCCGCCUCCAUCGCCAACUUGCUUCACUAUCCCCUCAGCUGCCUGUUCCGUGCUUCUCCUAUGCUGAUGCCCCACGAGUUGGCAGUGGAGUCCCCUCAGCUAGAGGCAGCAGGAGAGUCGGGACCGAGCCUGGGGCGAGCCCUGCGCCAGAACACCAGCAGUGGACACGAGGAACAGCAGCGAGGUCGGCAGCCGGGGGAUCAAGUCAAGGAGGAAGAAAGAAGACCCCACGGAGAUGACCGAAUAAAUAAUGAGGAUCCAGGCUCUCUCCAUUAGGCCACCCUGCUUCUACAUGAGGAAUGGAGUAGAUCCAGUUGAGUCUUCUCCAACACACCCACUCUGUGGUCCGAGUCAUCUUCAGAGAGGACGGUGAGGCCUCCUGGUGUGCCAGCUUUGUCUUGGUCACCUGCCAACACCACAGAGCCAGCAAACUGGAGUCCUGGAGGUCUUCCUGGAGGAGGCUGGGCCACCCAAACCACGACCAGACAUCUCACCUUCACUACAUCAACAAGCAGCAGGAAGAGCUCACCGGACCCACCACGGCUUUCUGCUCCAACCCCGCGAGGGCCCAGCUUGCCCUUCCACCCAACCCUCACCCCGGCUCAUAAGGUGCUUUAGAUUCCUCUUGCCCCGUGCCUUUAAUCCCCCCCUGCAGCCCCACAUUACAGUGAAGUGUGCUUUA